AUGUCUGUCUUUUUCUCUUUAUGUCCUCCCCGCCUCCUCCACCUCCCCCUUCCUCCACCAGUGGGCGCUUGUCGUACCGACAACGAUUGCCCCAGCGACGAGGCCUGCGACAAGGGCCAAUGCACGAAUCCCUGCAACCGCCGAGGGGCGUGCGGGGAGAACGCGCUGUGCAGCGCCGUCCGCCACCAGGUCCGAUGCACGUGUCCGCAGUGUUUCCGCGGGAGACCCGCGGUGAGUUGCACGCCCGACCCGGCGUGCAGCGGACUCGUCACGCAGAGGCCGGGGAUCCCCGGUUCGAAAUGCGACGAAGACGACGACUGCCCCGAAUCCCUCCGCUGCGACGGAAGGCUGCGCGAAUGCCUCAACCCCUGCGAGAGCCACACCUGCGCCCAGAACAAGCUCUGCGAGGUGAGGGACCACGCCCCGGUGUGCGUGUGCCGACACGGCUUCCUCGUCAACGAAGCCGGCGAAUUCGUCUGCUCCCCCGGAGAAGUGGAAUGCCGCUCGGACGACCAAUGCCCGACUCACCUCGCCUGCAUCAACUUCAAAUGCAACAGCCCCUGCCGAGUGAACGACCCGUGCGGCCCUGGCAAGACCUGCGACGUCAACGACCACCGAGCCUUCUGCAUCUGCGACAAGGAAUGCACGACGGAGCUGACCAUCUGCCUCCGCGACGGCGGCUGCCCCCCCAGCCAGGCGUGCCGGAACUAUCAGUGCCAGGAUCCCUGCGCGGAUCACGCGUGCCCCCGAGGGACACCGUGCGUCAGCGAGAACCAUAGGCCCGUCUGCAAAUUCUGCCCCACCGGCUACGUGGCCGAUCCCGCCUCCGGUUGCGUCCCAGCCCCAUGGCGAACCACCACGGAAGCGCCCCCAGCACUCACUAAUGGAACCGGUUGCGAGAGCAAUGCGGACUGUUCCCCUGCCCAGCAUUGUGCAACUAAUCGAUGUGUUGACCCUUGCGUGCCUCGACCGUGCGGGGAGAAUGCAUUGUGUCGGGCGUCGUCGCACAGGCCUGUGUGCUUAUGUCCGUUAGGUUACACGGGGAACCCGAUCGACGGGUGCGUGCGCGUCCCCGACGAGAUCGAAUCGCCUCGCGUCCCCGAGACGGCCGGGCCGCCUCGCGUCCCCCAGACGACCGAAUCGCCUCGCGUCCCCGAGACGGGCGGGCCGCCCGCGACCCAUCCCGCGAUUAAAUCCCCGUCGGACCACGGCGAACCCGUGACCAGUCCACCGACGUCGGACGCUCCGGUCGGACCCGGAACGUUCUCUGUCCCGACUCGACGACCCGAAUAUCCGGACGAACGCGACACUCCCAGACCCGUGAAGCCGUCGACGAGCCCUAGGCCCACGCAUCCGUUCGCGUCGCCGCCGACGACCCCGCGGCAACCCGAAUCGUCGACGCGGCCUUUGUUCCCUCCGACCUCACUCGAACCAGAACAUCCGGUCACACCUGCAAGAACCGAAUCGCCUGCAAUAACGACACGACCUACGUACCCUCAGACACCGUCGAAACCGACACGUCCGACGACGCCGGCGCGUCCCGAACAUCAGGCGACAUCCGCGCGGCCGGAAUAUCCCGUCACGCCGUCGGGUCCCAAACACCCGUUGACAACAACGCAACCAAAGUACCCCUCGCCGACGACACGACCAAAGCACCCUUCGACGACACGUCCAGGAUACCCCGAAACUCCCACAGAAUCAGAACUUUCGAGUCCCAAAUACCCGUCGACACCGACCCCUCGUCCGACCCCCCCCGGCACCCGCGUCCAGUGCCGCACCGACACCACCUGCCCCACCCUCCUCGCCUGCAUCGACAACCUCUGUCAGGACCCCUGCCAAGUCGCGAACUUCUGCGGCGCGAACGCCGAAUGCUUCGUCGUCGCGCACAGGCCUGCGUGCGUCUGCCCGACUUACAUGCACGUGGUCGGCUGCUCAGACAACAGCGAAUGCCCCGCCUCUCUGUCCUGCAUAAACCGACAGUGCCAAAACCCGUGCGUGCAAAACAGCCCGUGCAAACCCGGCGAACGCUGCGAGGUUCGCAACCACCUCACGGUUUGCAUCUCCGUGUGCGAAUGCAAGACGAACCGCGAAUGCUCCGCCGGCCUCUUCUGCGACGGCUGCAACUGCGUCGUCGGAUCACCGAGCCCACCGGAGUUCCGCGAGUGCGGCGACGACGGGUCGUGCCCCGCCGGUCACACCUGUCAGCAGGGGCGAUGCCAGCCAGAAUCGCCGUCGCCGAGUCCGUGCCGCUCCGAUCUCGACUGCGCCGACGGCCACGUCUGCGACGGGGUCUCGUGCGUCGACCCCUGCGGGCUCGGGCCGUGCGGCGCGAACGCGGAGUGCUUCGGUCGAGACCACCAGCCCGUUUGCGUGUGCUUGCCCGAUUUCACGGGGAACCCCGUUGACGGAUGUAGUCCCGCAGCGCCCAAACCCUCCCUGAGCCAAACCCCGCGACCCGUGACCGUGAUCCCCGGCACGGCGACCCCCGUGACCGCCGUGACCCCGGUGACCCCGGCCUGCCAGGGCGACCCGGACUGCCCCCCGCACUUGGCCUGCCGGGAAUCCGGGUGCGUGAACCCGUGCCUGGUGGACAGUCCGUGCGGGUCCGGGGCGCUGUGCACGGCCAUCGCGCACACGCCCCGGUGCUCCUGCCCGCAGGGAUACACCGGCAGCCCCACUGACCACUGCCACGAAGCACGGUGCGCGACGGACUCGGACUGCCCUCCCCCCACGACAUGCGACUCGCACCCGUGCCCCGACCCCUGUGACAUAGACCCGUGCGGACUGAACGCCGUCUGCGAGGCGGGGGAGGGAGCCCCGAUCUGCGCCUGCCCCGAGGGGUUCCACGGGGAUCCCAGGCUGGAGUGCUUCCCAGAUGGCGCCAAAUCCCCCGGUUGCGUCCUCAGUGAGGAAUGUCACUCUCACGAGGAAUGUCUCGAGGGCAAGUGCGUGGAUCCGUGCUUGAAAGACAGGGACCCGUGCGGCGUGGACGCGAUCUGCCGGGCGGUGGACCACGCCGCGAACUGCUUCUGCCCCGAGGGCUUCGAGGGCAACCCGUUCCACGGGUGCACGCUGAUCGCGCGGUGCACCCAGAGCGCCGACUGCGACCCGAGCGAGGUGUGCCUCGACAGACAGUGCAGCGAUCCGUGCCUGCGACCGGAUCUGUGUCCCCGGGGGUCGACGUGCAAGGUCAUCGAGCACAAGGUGCAGUGUCUGUGCCCGCCCGAUCACGUCCCGAGCGUGACGGGAGGGUGCGUGCGCGCCCUCUGCAUCCUGGACACCGACUGUCCCGCCGAGCAGGUGUGCCACGAUCGGACGUGCGUCGAUCGGUGCAGACUGUGCGGGAAGGGGGCGGAGUGCGGUGCGAGAAAGACCUGUGCGUGCCCCGAGGGAUACGCGGGGGAUCCGUACCAGGAGUGCACGAAAUUCACGUGCAGGGACGACGAGGAGUGCACGUCGAAACAGGCGUGCGUUCACGGUAUAUGCACGAGUCCGUGCGUGAGAGACGUGACGUGCGGGGCGAACGCCCGCUGCAGCGUCAUGGCGCACAGACCGAUCUGCUACUGUCCCGAUGGCUUUGACGUCACGACCGGCACGCCGGUGUGCCAGUACAACGAAGACUGCCCGCCCACGGAGCUCUGCGACCGACUGAACCGCGUCUGCCGCAACCCCUGCGUGGACGAGAAGUGCGGCCGCAACGCCGGCUGCACCGUCGUCGACCACGAGCCCCGAUGCAAGUGCCAGCCCGGAUAUUCCGGGAAUCCGUACAUCGAGUGUGCAGUCGCUCACGUGGACCCGUGCGAACCGAACCCGUGCGGAGUCGGCGCGCUGUGCGAAGUCAGCUACGGCCACGCCAUCUGUGUGUGCCCCAAGGGAACCACGGGAAACCCGUUCCAAAAAUGCCUUCCAGAGGGAGACCUGUGCGACGGGAACCCGUGCGGACCGAACGCAGGAUGUCGACUGAUCACCGGGCAGGUGACGUGCUUCUGCCUCCCCGGGUUCAUCGGGCAGCCGCCGAGCGAACGCUGCCGCAGACCGCAGAAUCCAUGCAACCCCAAUCCAUGCGGCCCCCACACCGAAUGCAACGUGAUCGACGGGUACGCAAAGUGCGUCUGCCGACCCGGCUACGUGGAAGACCCGAACACGAUCCAAGGGUGCAAGAUCCCGAACCCGUGCGAGCCGAAUCCGUGUGGCCCCGGUGCCCUCUGCGACCCAAGGAGGAACCCGGUCUGCUAUUGUCCCCCUGAACUCGUCGGGAAUGCCUAUUCCGGCUGUUCCACGCCCGUGGUGGACCGCUGCAGCCCACCGUGCGGUCCGUACUCGUCAUGCUACAACGGCAAAUGCCUCUGCGACUCCGGAUACGAAGGAAACCCUUACGCGGGAUGCACGCUGCCGCCUCGAAACCCGUGCCACCCGUCGCCGUGCGGCCCGAACACCAUCUGCCGCGUGGACGAUCUCGGCGAGGCCGUCUGCGACUGCAUCCCAGGCUUCUGGGUGAGGCCGAACCAGGACGGCUGCGGGCCGGAAUGCGAGACGGAUUACGACUGCCCGGCCGACAAGACCUGUGCCGGGCAGCGGUGCAGGGAUCCGUGCGGCGCCUGCGGGACGCACGCUCUCUGCACCGUCAAGGAUCAUCGUCCGGUGUGCGUGUGUCCCACCGGGCUCACCGGAAACCCCUAUUCCUACUGCUUUGAGAGGAAAAGUAAAGAAGAAAGGAAGAAGACUUCCACUUACUUUUGGAAAAUUUUCGCCCCUUUCGCCCCAGAACCGCCAGAAGUGACUCCACCGUCCAACCCUUGCUACCCGUCUCCUUGCGGCGUGAACUCGGAGUGCACGAUCGCCGACGGUCGACCGGUGUGCACGUGCGUGGUCGGCUACCUCGGCGACCCCGAAGUCGGCUGCCACCCGGAGUGCUUCGUCAGCGCCGACUGCCCCGAACACCAAGCGUGCAUCGCCCAACGCUGCCGCGACCCCUGCCCCGGCUCCUGCGGUACCUACGCGAUCUGCGAAGUGAAGAACCACAACCCCAUCUGCAGCUGUCCCCCCGGCUACACCGGCGACCCGUUCCGUCACUGUUACCCCGAACCGGUGGCCCCCCCACCCAAGGAAGCGGUGGAGACGAACCCCUGCCAUCCCAAUCCCUGCGGACCCAACUCCGUCUGCCGAGUCGUGAACGGACGACCCGUCUGCUCGUGCCUCGAGGGAUACUACGGGAACCCGUGCCGACCCGAAUGCGUGCUCAACUCCGACUGCCCCCUGAACAAGGCCUGCGUGAACUACAAAUGCGUGGACCCGUGCCCCGGCGCCUGCGGGCAGAACGCGGACUGCCACGUCGUCAGCCACAACCCGCUCUGCUCCUGCAGGGAGGGAUACACCGGAGAUGCCUUUGUGGCCUGCUAUCCGUAUUACGAAAAAGAAGAGCGAAACCCAUGCCAUCCAUCCCCAUGCGGCAUCGGCGCCACCUGCACCGUGGAGAACGGCGUGGGCCGGUGCACGUGCCCGUACGGGUACAUCGGCAGCGCCCUCAUCGAGUGUCGACCGGAGUGCACGUCACACGUGGAGUGCCCCACGCACCAGGCGUGCAUCGGGUACAAGUGCGUGGACCCGUGCCCCGGGACGUGCGGUCCCCAUGCGUCCUGCACCGUCAUCAAUCACAACCCGACGUGCUAUUGCGAGCCUGGCUACACGGGGAAUGCCUUCGAGGGGUGUCAUCCUAUCCCGUUGCCACCUGCCGAGCCACAAGAGAAGGGAAGCCCGUGCGAGCCGAACCCGUGCGGCCCCAACGCGGAGUGCAUCUCCGAGGGCGGACACGGGGCUUGUGCGUGCUUGCCGGGUCUCAAGGGGAAUCCGUUCUACGGGUGCCAGCCGGAGUGCAUCCUCAGUUCCGAUUGUCCGCUGGAGAAGGCGUGCAUCAACCAGAAGUGCGAGGACCCGUGCCCCGGGACGUGCGGCGUGAACGCGCUGUGCAAGGUCUACAACCACAACCCGAUCUGCAGCUGUGCGCCGGGGUACACGGGGGAUCCGUUCGUGCAGUGCGUGCUGCCGCCGCCGCGUCCCCUCGUCUGCCAGCUGACCUGCCAGGCAGAAAGUCCCCUCCUCUUCCUCCAUCCCCGACCCCCCACCCCAGUGGCAGUCGAGAACGAAAUCGAACAACCUCUCCCGCCCCUCGCCAAGUACCCACCCCCCACCCCCCCGAAAAAGGUUCCUACAGUGCCCGUUCAAGUGGAUUGUCCGCCCGAACCGGCACUCCCGAAAGAACCGAUCGUAGCGGAAAGACCGCAUUACCAAUCCCCACCUCCGGUCCAUCCCCAGGCCGAAUUGAAAGAGCAAGUGAAGCUCCCUCCGAUUCGCUAUCCCCUGCCCUACCGUCCACCACCGGUGGUGCCCGUCGAGAACGUACAGACUCAUGCGGUAGAAUCGAUCGAAACGAUUCCGUCCCGUCCCGUACGUCCACCUAUUUAUCGUCCGCCGAUAUUCGUCGGCUCACGGCCGAGACCCGAGUCCCGUCCACCACCUAUACGCCCAUCACCGGCUCAACGACCGACGUCGCCGCCGGUGAUACCUGUCGUGGCUGAACGCCCCAAGCAGCCUCCGCCCGUGGAGCCCGUCGAAACCAAGCCCAAGCCAUUUAUACCUCAACCACCUAUAGUUCUCGUAACCCAAGCACCUAUAUAUUACCAACCGACGCCAUCAUACAUCAGACCCCCAGAUCAAAGACCAGCUGAUGUUUCACCCAUCAUCAUUGAAACCAGACCUCCCCCUUCGCCGCAAGUAUCGCAACCAAGUUAUCCAACUCCAACACAACCAAUCGUCAUUCAACAACUUGAACGGCCACCAUUUCAACCGAUUUAUAUUCCGAGUCCAGGUCCAUUGCAGCCAAUAUAUCGACCUUCUCCUGUUCAACCCAUUAUCAUUGAAACGCCGCAACAACCAACUCCAACUGCUCCUGUCUUCAUUCCCCAACCUUCUCCUCCUCCAUUCCCACCACCUCCCCCACAGCCAAUUAUAAUCCAAUCACCUUCACCUUCACCUCAGCCACCAUUCUUUAUCCAACAGCCUCCCGCACCAUUUCCCCCACCACCCCCAGCACAACCAAUUAUAAUCCAAUCACCUUCACCUCCACCCCAACCACCAAUUUUCUUUUCACCUACUCCCGCACCAAUCCCCCCACCACCUCCUGCACAACCAAUUAUCAUACAAUCGCCUCCACCUCCACCUCAGCAACCAGUUAUCUAUUCACCAUCUCCUGCACCAAUCCCCCCACCACCUCCUGCACAGCCAAUUAUCAUACAAUCACCUCCACCUCCACCUCAGCAACCAGUUAUCUAUUCACCAUCUCCUGCACCAAUACCCCCACCUUUUCCAACCCAACCAAUUGUCAUCCAAUCACAUCAACCUCAACCCCAGUCACCAGUUUACAUCCCACAGCCUGCUCCACCAAUACCGCCACCAAUUCCAACCCAACCAAUUGUCAUCCAAUCACAUCAACCUCAACCCCAGUCACCAGUUUACAUCCCAGCGCCUUUUCAACCUCUUCCACCGUCUGUUCCUCCUGCACCUAUCAUUCUCAGCACGCCUGCCCCUCCACCCCGAUAUCCACCUGUGAUUCAGCAUAUAUCUCCACAGCCUGCGUCCCCACAGCCUUUCCCCCCCGUGCACAUUUCCAGACCCGCACCAGUUCAUCCUCCCGCUAUUUACACUCAACAGCCCAUACCCCCCACUCCAGUGAGCCCAACGUUCACACCUAUUUACAUACCGUCUCAACCGCCUGGUUACAGACCGGUCACAUACCUACCUUCGCCUGAGUUAGGGUAUCCCAGCCAUCCAUUCGUACAACCUGUGGUCAUACAACAACCACAGCAGCCUGGCAUCAUAUACGACUUCCCUGUCUCUGCCCGACCGGAUCGUCCGGUGAUUGCCGAACGAUGUCGAUUGGUAGAAUGCGGUCCCGACGCUGAAUGUCUAGUCAUUGACGCCGUAGAAGUCUGUCGUUGCCUUCCGGGAUUCCACGGGGAUCCAAAUAUUGGCUGCAAGUUGAACUGUCGCACCGACGACGACUGUUACCUGAACGAGGCCUGCGAAUUCGGCAAGUGCGUCGAUCCGUGCAUCAACACGUGCGGGACGAACGCAAUCUGUCACGUGAAGCAGCACCAGCCGUUCUGCAUGUGCCUCGAAGGCUACACCGGCGACCCGUUCAGACUCUGCAUCCCCUUCUCUGAGGCGACCCCAUCCGAGACCCCAUGCGGCUCGAAACCCUGCGGCAUCAACGCCCACUGCAAUCCCGACGGCAUCUGCGUCUGCUUCCCCGGGUACCAAGGCAACCCGUACGAAAUGUGCCGCCCGGAAUGCGUGACCCACGACGACUGCUCCAACGACCUCGCGUGCGUGAGCAACCGCUGCCAGAACCCCUGCAUCGGGGUGUGCGGCAUCAGCGCUCUGUGCAAUGUAGUCAACCACCGCGCACUGUGUUCUUGUCCCCCUGAUCUAGUCGGAAAUCCGUACGAGCAAUGUAGGGAACCUGUCAUUUCCCCUCCUUCCCCUGCACCUGUCCCUGUCCCUGCACCCUCUCCUUCGUAUCCUCCUGGAUCCAUCAUUCUCUAUCCAUCGAGCACGCCAGGCAACCCCUGCGUCCCCAAUCCCUGCGGCGUGAACGCCAACUGCCGCCCAACCGGCGAUUACUACUACUCUUGCUACUGCUUCGAAGGCUACGUCGGGAAUCCAUUCCAAUCCUGCCAGCCCCAGUGCGUGUCCAACUCGGAUUGCGCCCGGAACCUGGCCUGUUUGAAUUACCAGUGCAGAGAUCCCUGCCCGGGCACUUGCGGGCUCGGGGCGUUCUGCGAGGUCAUCAACCACUCGCCCAAUUGCGUGUGUCCCGUGGGGUACACCGGGAAUCCAUUCGUCUAUUGCUCUGCGUCCACUCCGACGACCGUACCAGAGCGGACCGGCCCUUGUAAUCCGACGCCGUGCGGGCCCAACUCCCAAUGCACGGUCCUCGCGGGCAUCUACCCCCUCUGCCAGUGCGUGCCGUUGUUCUACGGGAACCCGUUGGUCGGGUGCAAGCCAGAGUGCCUGGUGAACGCGGACUGCUUGGGUCACCUCGCGUGCGUGAGGACCAGCUGCCAGGAUCCGUGCCCGGGCUCCUGUGGGGCGAAUGCGCUCUGUCAGGCGAUCAAUCACGCGGCGGUGUGCAUGUGCCAGCCGGGUUUCUCGGGGGAUCCGUACGUUCAGUGCGUCCCUGCUGUCGCUCCAGUCGAGACACGAGUCUGCGACCCGAACCCCUGCGGCCCGAACUCCCAAUGCCAAGAGCUGGGCACCCGCCCCCUCUGCACCUGCCUUCCCGAAUUCUACGGCAACCCCUUCUACGGCUGCCGCCGCGAGUGCACGAUCGACGCCGACUGCCUCCAGCACCUCGCGUGCCUCCAGUUCCACUGCGUGGAUCCGUGCGCUGGGACGUGCGGGCACGGAGCGCAGUGUAACGUCGUCAAUCACGUUCCGAUGUGUCUCUGUCCCGCCGGGUACACCGGCGAUGCGUAUUCUGGGUGUCUACGAGCGCUGGAGAUCCCGGACGACGCCUGCAACCCCUCGCCCUGCGGCCCGAACACGAUGUGUCGGGUCGUGAACGGAAUCCCCAUCUGCUCCUGUGCUUAUCGCAAUUACGGCAACCCGUUGUACGGGUGUCGGCCGGAAUGCGUUGUCGAUAGCGAUUGCCCCCCCACGCUAGCGUGCAUCCAAAACGAGUGCCAGAAUCCAUGCGACGCGGCGAUUUGCGCCCCGAAUGCGAACUGUUUCGUAGUCAAUCAUAACGCGGUGUGUACGUGUCCCGAGGGACACACGGGAAAUCCGUUUCAGAAUUGCUUCCGCACCUCGCCCCAACCGCCGACGAACCCGUGCCAGCCGAGCCCCUGCGGCGCCAACUCGGAAUGCCGCGUCCAAUACAACUACGCCGUGUGCUCGUGCCUGCCGGGGUACUUCGGGAACCCGUACACCGGGUGUCGGCCGGAAUGCACGAUCGACGCGGAGUGCCCGAGGGACCGGGCGUGCAUCGGGAACAAGUGCGUGGAUCCGUGUCCCGGAAGCUGCGGGAUCAAUGCGUUGUGCACCACCAUCAAUCAUCGGCCGCGUUGUGAAUGUCCCGAAGGAUACGUGGGCGAUCCUUACGUCCGAUGCGACUUGCGACCGCGGCAGGUGGAGACGAACCCCUGCGAGCCGUCUCCGUGCGGCCGCGGAGCCAUCUGCAAGGUGGUGAACGGCUUGGCGAUCUGCACGUGCCCGGAGAAUUACUUCGGGAAUCCGGCCGUCGAGUGUCGACCGGAGUGCGUGCUCAACUCCGACUGUCCGAGGGACAAGGCGUGCAUCGAGUACCGGUGCGUGAAUCCGUGCCACUCGCAGGUGUGCGGGAUCAACGCGUUCUGCGAGGUCGUGAAUCACAAUCCGGUCUGCAAGUGUCCGCCGGAGCACUUCGGGAGCCCUUACGUCCAGUGUCAACGAGCGCCCCCGGAGCCGCCGGUGGUCCGAAAUCCCUGCGUCCCCUCGCCCUGCGGCCCGAACACGGAAUGCCGCGUCGUGAACAACGUGGCCGUGUGCAGCUGUCUCCCCGAAUACCACGGGAAUCCUGCCGUGGGGUGCCAGCCGGAAUGCGUCGUCAACUCCGACUGCCCCCCGAGCAAGGCGUGCAUCAACCAGAAGUGCGUGGAUCCGUGCCCCGGGACGUGCGGCGUGGACGCGCUCUGCGACGUCGUCAAUCACAAUCCGAUCUGCAGCUGUCCGAACGGAUACACCGGCGAUCCAUACAUCCGCUGUAGUCCAGUUCCCAUCGCCCCGCCGCCGCGAACGAACCCGUGCGAACCGAAUCCCUGCGGAGCGAACGCGGAAUGCCGCGUGCACAACGGGAUCGCGGUGUGUUCGUGCAGGCCGGGGUAUUUCGGGGACCCGAAGGUCGGGUGCAGGCCGGAGUGCAUCUUGGACUCGGACUGCCCGUAUUAUCUCAAGUGCGUGAACCAGAAGUGCGUGAAUCCGUGCGAGGGGUACUGCGGGGUGGAUGCGCUGUGCGACGUGAGGAACCACAACCCGAUCUGCAGCUGUCCCGUCGGGUACACCGGGGAUCCGAGUGUCCGAUGCGAGCCUUUGAGACCGACGACGUUCAAGACGAACCCCUGCGACGCCGAGCCCUGCGGCCGGAACAUGGAAUGCACGGUGAGGAACGACAUCGCCGUGUGCAGGUGCCUCCCCGGGUAUUUCCCCGUGGCCCCGAGCGACCCGAGGCAAGGGUGCAAGCGGGAGUGCGAGUACAACGCGGACUGCCCGCUGCACCUGGCGUGCAUCGACUACAAGUGCGUGGAUCCGUGUCCCGGGCGGUGCGCCCCGCAGGCGACGUGUCUCGUGCAGAAUCACGAGGCCGUUUGCGUGUGUCCGCCGGAUCACGAGGGAGACCCGUAUCGACAGUGCACGAGAAGGCAACCCAUCCCCGAGUACCGAAACCCCUGCCAACCGAAUCCCUGCGGCGUGAACGCGGAGUGCAUCCCUCGCGGCGAGACCUACACCUGCCGCUGCCUCCCGACCUACUUCGGCAACCCGGAGCUGGGCUGUCGCCGCGAAUGCGAACGGAACGACGACUGCCCGGCGUACCUGGCGUGCAUCAACUACAAGUGCGUGGACCCGUGCCCCGGGACGUGCGGGGUCAAUGCGCUCUGCGAGGUCAGGAACCACAGCCCGACGUGCAUCUGUCCGGACGGCUACCAAGGAAAUCCCUACGUUCAGUGUACCUACGAGCCUCCUCGAGCUGUGACUCCUCGACCCGAAUGCACCCGAGACGACGAGUGCCCGCUGGACAAGGCGUGCGUGGGGGAGAGAUGCUCGAACCCGUGCGUGCCUGGCGUGUGUGCGCCGAACGCACGCUGCACGCCCGUCAGACACAGGCCGGUCUGUAGUUGCCCCGAUGGAUUCUCUGGGGAUCCGCAGCGACUCUGCGUCCAACUCGGCUGCCGGACCGACUACGACUGCGAGCUGACCGAGGCCUGCAUCACCAACGAAUGCCAGAACCCCUGCCUCUACGAGCGAUGCGGCGCGGACGCGCAGUGCAAGCCGGUGAACCACCGCGCCAUCUGCUUCUGCCCCGACGGCACCCGGGGGAAUCCCCUCGUCCGGUGCCUCAGGCCCGAAUGCACGACCGACGCGGACUGUCCGCUGCAUCUCGCCUGCAUCGCGGAGAAGUGCCAGGAUCCGUGCAACUGCCGGGCUCCGGCCGAGUGCCGCGUCGUCAACCAUCGGCCCAUCUGCUCUUGUCCGUCCGGGUACACGGGGAAUCCCGACGUCCAGUGCACCCUCAUCCCAGCAACACCUAAGGUGGGCUGCACGACGGACGCCGAAUGCCCGAGCGGCCUCGCCUGCAUCAACGGCGACUGUCGAAAUCCCUGCGCCGAGUUCAACCCGUGCGGCCUGAACGCGGAGUGUCACGUCAUGAACUCCCUCCCGUUCCGGACGCUCACGUGCCAGUGCAUCCCGGGAUACGUCGGGAACCCUCACGUGGAGUGCCGACGGCCCGUCGUGGAAGAAAAGGGCUGCCGCUCCGACUACGAAUGCGCCGUGACGGAAGUGUGCGUGCGCGGCGAGUGCGUGAACCCGUGCAAGGUGUCCAACCCGUGCGCCCCGACCGCGGUGUGCACCCCGAUCGACCACCGCGCCCAGUGCACCUGCCCCGACGGAUACACCGGAGACCCCCACACCAACUGCUACCCGACCUCGCCCCGCCCCGCCCGCUCCUGCUCGGCCGACGCCGACUGUAACAGCAUAAACUCGUGCCUGGACAGCCUCUGCGCGAAUCCGUGCCAGACCGCUAACCCUUGCCCCGCUUCCGCCGUGUGCAAACCUUAUCUGCAUCUUCCCUACUGUAUGUGUCCGCCGGGGACCGAAGGGAUCCCCGCUGUCGGAUGCGAAGAGAUCCCGCGAACGCCGCCGCCGGAGUGCGUGCGAGACGAGGACUGCCCGCUGGACAAGGCCUGCAUCAACAACAAGUGCGAGAACCCGUGCGUGGCGAAGAAGCCGUGUGCGCCGAGAGCCAUCUGCAGGGUGCAGGUCCAUCGAGCCAUCUGCACCUGCCCCGAGGGGUGGGGUGGGAAUCCGCACAUCCAGUGCUAUCGCCCCGACUGUCUGACGGACGAGGAAUGCCCCUCCGAUAAGGCGUGCAUAAGCGGGCAAUGCCUGAACCCGUGCCGCUACGGAAACGUCCGUUGCGGCGAGAACGCCCUCUGCCGCGUCACGGUCCACCGGCCGCAGUGCUACUGCCCGCCGGGGACCCAGGGCAACCCGGAGGUGUCGUGCGUCGCCGUCGGCUGUCGGUCGGACUACGACUGCGCCGACGACGAACGCUGCGACGCGCCGAACCGCCGAUGCGUGAAGGUGUGCGACGGGCGGUCCUGCGCCUCCAACGCCAUCUGUCGGGGGCAGAAUCACCGGGCCGUCUGCGAAUGCCCGACCGGAUUCGUCGGGAACCCAUACGUUGACUGCCAACGCGCCCCGGUGGAGAGGCCGGAACCGAAGGCGGAAUGCACCUACGACGCGGACUGCCCCCCUCGGGAGGUCUGCCGCGACGGCAACUGCGUGGACGUCUGCCUCGAGGAGAACCCGUGCGUGGACGGGCAGCAGUGCAAGGUGCAGGACACGCGGCCUCUCCGCACCGUGUCGUGCGAGUGUCCGCCCGACACCUUCCUCGGUCCCAACGGGGUCUGCACCGCGCCAGUGUCGGAACGCCCGGAGUGCCUGUCGAACGCCGACUGUCCCCUGACCCAAGCCUGCAUCAACCAGAAGUGCGUGAAUCCCUGCAACGUGGGUCGGCCGUGCGGGGAGAACGCGUACUGCAUCGCACAGAACCAUGCGGCCGUCUGCCGCUGUAAGGAAGGAUUCACCGGUCGGCCGGACAUCAACUGCUUCAGAAUUGCAGUGACGGAGCCACCUGUGGUGGUGACCACGCCCGAAUGCACGAGCGACGACCAGUGCAGCUACGACAAGGCGUGCAUCGACUCCCGCUGCCAGAAUCCCUGCUUCGUCCGGAAUCCCUGCGCCCCGAGCGCCGAGUGCUACGUCCAGCGGCACAGGGCUCUGUGCCGCUGUCCGCCGGGCACCGUCGGGAACCCGGCCGUCGACUGUCGACCAGGCUGCGAUUCGGACGCCGAGUGUCCUCUGGACCGAGCGUGUCGGGGCCGCCAGUGCGUGGACCCCUGUCUAUACGAAUCCUGCGCCUCGAAUGCGGAAUGCAAAGUAGCUCACCACGUUGCCCACUGUCGCUGCCUCGAGGGCUACCACGGCGAUGCGAGACGCUAUUGCGAGCGGGAGCAGAAGGGUUGUUCGUCGGACGACGAAUGCGGGCCGGGUCUCGCUUGCUUCGAUGGGAUCUGCCUGGAACCGUGCGGACAACUUCGUCCAUGUGGAAUCUAUGCUCAGUGCCAGGUGGUGAACACCAGCCCGUCCAAGACCUUAGUUUGCAUCUGUCCCGAGGGAUACGAAGGAGACCCGUAUCAAGAGUGUAAACCACUGCCGCCAGCAGUGAAAGAGGAAUACGGCUGUCAGUCCGAUGCCGACUGUCCCUUGAGUCAGGCCUGCAUCGCGCGAGAGUGCCGUGACCCGUGCAACUGCGGCCUAAACGCUCAGUGCAAAGUCAUCAACCACCGACCCAUCUGCACCUGCUUGUACGGAUACGAAGGAAAUCCUCACGUCGCUUGCUACGAAGCCGGCUGCAAGAGCGACGCGGAGUGUCCCCUCGACAAGACCUGCUACAACCGCCAGUGCGUGAACCCCUGCCUGGUCCACAGUCCCUGCGCCGUGAACGCCGAAUGCUACCCGUUGAACCACAAGGCGGAAUGCCGCUGUCCGCCCGGCCUGGAAGGGAACGCGUUCGUCCGCUGCGUUCCGGUCGGGUGCAAGAGCGACUACGAAUGCCCGCAGGACAAGGUAUGCAUCACCGGGCAAUGCGUGAACCCCUGCCUCUACCAGAAUCCCUGUGCACCCAAUGCAGAAUGCUACGUCCUCAACCAUCGGGCGCAAUGCAAGUGCCCUCCGGGUCACGUGGGGAAUCCGUUUGAGUACUGUCGUCUACCGCCAGAGCCGGAGUGUCGCACCGAUGCCGACUGCCCUUCUCGUUUGGCCUGCAUCAAUGAGCACUGUCAAAAUCCAUGUCAUGUCAUAAAUCCUUGUCAUGUCUCAGCCAUAUGCGACGUGGUCAACACUCUCCCCGUCCGGAUCGUGACGUGCCAAUGCCCUCCGGGGACGAUCGGCGAUGGCUACUCGUUGUGUGUGGAGCCUGAAGAGGAUGACGGCUGCAAGUCGGAUGCUGACUGUCCGCUGCAACUGGCAUGCAUCAAUCGCGAUUGCAGAGAUCCGUGCAACUGCGGUCUGAAUGCAGAGUGCAAGGUCCUCCAUCAUAGGCCAAUCUGCAGAUGCAAGACUGGUUACGAAGGGAAUCCUCAGAUUGCUUGUGAAGAGAGUGGUUGCAAGAGUGACGCGGAGUGUCCACUGGACAAGACGUGCUACCAAAAGCAAUGCAUCAAUCCUUGUUACAUCCACAACCCUUGUGCUGGGAAUGCAGAAUGCUAUCCUCUCAACCACAAGGCUCAGUGCAGAUGUCCUCCUGGCUUUGAAGGAGAUCCAUUCACAAGAUGCAUCCCAGAAGGCUGUGACUCGGACAGUGAAUGCCCACUGGACAAAGCCUGCAUCUCUAGGCAAUGCGUGAACCCCUGCCUCUACCAAGAUCCCUGCGCUCCCAAUGCAGAGUGCUUUGUCCUCACUCACCGCCCUCAGUGCCGCUGCCCUCAGGGAUACGUUGGGAACCCUAGAGAAUACUGUCAGUUGCCACCCAAGGAACCGGAGCCGGAAUGCCGCCGAGAUGCAGAUUGCCCAGGGGAUCUGGCUUGCAUAGAUGAGCACUGUCAGAAUCCCUGCAACGUAUUUAAUCCCUGCCACCCUUCGGCCAUUUGUCGGGUCAUCAACAGCCUCCCCAUCAAAUCCAUGCAUUGCGAAUGCCCAGUUGGAACUAUUGGCGAUGGCUAUAGUCAAUGCCAUGUUCCAGUUGAAGAAGGCUGCAAGUCCGAUCAGGAAUGCCCACUGCAUUUGGCAUGUAUUAACAGAGAAUGCAAAGACCCUUGUAACUGUGGUAUUAAUGCGAUCUGCCAGGUAAUCCGCCAUCGGCCCAUUUGUCGAUGCCAGCCUGGCUAUGGUGGAAAUCCAAACAUAAGAUGUGAAGAGAUUGGGUGCAAGAGCGACGCUGAGUGUCCACUUGACAAGACGUGCUACCACAAGGAGUGCAUUGACCCCUGCUACAUUAAAAAUCCAUGUGCUCCAAAUGCAGAAUGCUACCCUCUCAAUCACAAGGCUAAUUGCAGAUGUCCUCCUGGCUUUGAAGGAGAUCCAUUCAGAAAAUGCAUUCCAGAAGGCUGUGACUCAGAUAACGAAUGCCCAUUAGAUAAAGCAUGCAUAUCAAGGCAAUGCGUGAACCCCUGCCUUUACCAAGAUCCCUGCGCUCCAAAUGCCGAGUGCUUCGUUAUCAGCCACCGACCACAGUGCAGAUGCCCUCAAGGUUACAUUGAAACACCCAAAGUAGAUGAAGGCUGUAAGACGAACAAUGACUGCCCGUUACAUUUGGCUUGUAUAAAUCGGGAAUGCCGGGAUCCAUGCAAUUGUGGAGCGAAUGCCAUCUGUCAAGUGAUCAAUCACCGUCCCAUCUGCAGGUGCAAGACUGGUUAUGAGGGCAAUCCACAAAUUCAUUGCGAAGAGAUUGGGUGUAAGAGUGACUAUGACUGUCCUCUUGACAAGACUUGCUACCAGAAACAAUGCAUUAAUCCUUGCUAUAUCCAGAACCCGUGUGCACCUAAUGCAGAAUGCUAUCCGCUCAAUCACAAGGCACAAUGCAGAUGUCCUCCUGGUUUUGAAGGGGAUCCAUUCACAAGAUGCAUCCCAGAGGGCUGUGACUCGGACAGCGAAUGCCCAUUAGAUAAAGCAUGCAUCUCGAGGCAAUGCGUUAAUCCCUGCCUCUAUCAGAAUCCAUGUGCGCCUAAUGCUGAGUGUUUUGUGCUCAACCACCGAUCACAGUGCAGAUGCCCUCAAGGCUAUAUUGGAGAUCCCACACGUUAUUGUCAAUUGCCUCCAAGGGAGCCAGAACCAGAGUGCAGAACGGAUGCAGACUGUCCAAAAAGAUUAGCUUGCAUUGAUAACUCAUGUCAGGAUCCUUGUCAUCUGCUGAAUCCUUGCCAUGCAACUGCUAUAUGCCGUGUGGUUGAUAUUUUGCCCAUCAAAACUCUGACCUGUGAAUGUCCUCCUGGAGCAAUUGGAGACGGAUAUUCUGAAUGUGUUUAUCCAGUAGAAGAUAAGGGGUGUAAGUCCGAUUCAGAAUGCCCAAUUCAUCUGGCCUGCAUUCAUGGGGAUUGUCGCGAUCCUUGCAACUGUGGAGUCAAUGCCGUUUGUCAAGUCAUCAGCCAUCGACCCAUAUGCCGAUGCAAGACAGGAUAUGAGGGAAAUCCCAACAUUAGAUGUGAAGAGAGUGGCUGCAAGAGUGAUGCAGAGUGCCCCCUGGACAAAGCCUGCUAUCAGAAGCAGUGCAUUAACCCAUGUCACAUCCAAAAUCCAUGUGCUCCAAAUGCAGAAUGCUAUCCGCUGAAUCACAAGGCUCAAUGCAGAUGUCCUCCCGGAUUUGAAGGAGACCCAUUCACAAGAUGCAUACCAGAAGGCUGUGACUCGGACAAUGAAUGUCCAUUAGACAAAGCAUGCAUCUCGAGACAAUGCGUUAAUCCCUGCCUCUAUCAGAACCCUUGCGCUCCGAAUGCAGAAUGCUUCGUCCUUAGCCACAGGCCUCAGUGCAGAUGUCCUCAGGGCUACAUUGGUAAUCCCAGGCAAUAUUGUGAAGUGCCUCCGAGAGAACCAGAACCUGAAUGUCGUACAGAUGCCGAUUGUCCCAGCGGGCUUGCUUGUCUUGAUGAAACUUGCCAAAAUCCCUGUCGAGUGCUGAAUCCAUGUCAUCCUUCAGCACAUUGCAAAGUGGUGGAUACAUUACCCAUCAAGACCAUGAUCUGUGAAUGUCCUCCUGGAACGAUUGGAGAUGGUUAUUCACAAUGCGAACUUCCCGCAAAAGAGCCUGGUUGCAAGUCAGACCUAGAAUGCCCUACCCAUCUUGCUUGCAUAAACAGAGACUGUCGAGAUCCUUGUAACUGUGGCGUCAAUGCGGAAUGCCAAGUCAUCAACCAUCGUCCAAUCUGCAGAUGUAAGACUGGAUAUGAAGGCAAUGCCAACAUCAGAUGUGAACUAGCUGGUUGCAAGAGCGAUGCAGAGUGCCCGCUAGACAAAACAUGCUACCAGAAACAAUGCAUAAACCCUUGCUAUAUCCAGAACCCGUGUGCCCCUAAUGCAGAAUGCUAUCCGCUGAAUCACAAGGCUCAAUGCAGAUGUCCUCCCGGAUUUGAAGGAGAUCCAUUCACAAGAUGCGUACCAGAAGGCUGUGACUCGGACAAUGAAUGCCCAUUAGACAAAGCAUGCAUUUCGAGACAAUGCGUUAAUCCCUGCCUCUAUCAGAACCCUUGCGCUCCGAAUGCAGAAUGCUUCGUCCUUAGCCACAGGCCUCAGUGCAGGUGUCCUCAGGGCUACAUUGGGAACGCCAGGGAAUACUGUCAAUUGCCCCCUAGAGAACCAGAGCCUGAAUGUCGUCAAGAUGCUGACUGUCCGAGAGGCUACGUCUGCAUUGAUGAGCGUUGUCAGGAUCCCUGCCUUGUGCAGAAUCCUUGUCAUCCGUCAGCAAUUUGUAGGGUCACUGAAACUCUUCCGGUGAAGUCUCUGACAUGUGAAUGUCCUCCAGGCACCAUAGGAAAUGGCUACUCUCAAUGUGUUGGCUGCAAGAAUGAUGCAGAGUGCCCCCUGGACAAGACGUGCCACCAGAAGCAGUGCAUCAAUCCAUGCUACAUCAAGAACCCAUGCGCUCCUAAUGCAGAAUGCUACCCUCUGAAUCACAGGGCUCAAUGUAGAUGUCCCCCCGGCUUCGAAGGAGACCCAUUAAGACGAUGCAUCCCAGAAGGCUGUGACUCGGACAGUGAAUGCCCAUUAGACAAAGCAUGCAUCUCGAGGCAAUGUGUGAACCCUUGCCUCUACCAAGAUCCCUGUGCUCCAAAUGCAGAAUGCUUUGUCCUGAACCACAGACCUCAGUGCCGAUGUCCACAGGGAUACAUUGGCAACCCACGGCAUUCCUGUGAAAUACCCCCUAGAGAGCCAGAGCCUGAGUGUAGACAAGAUGCUGACUGUCCUCGAGGUUUAGCUUGCAUUGAUGAGAGAUGCCAAAACCCAUGCAAUGUCCUACGUCCAUGCCAUCCAUCUGCAUUGUGCAUCGUCAUUGAUACAUUGCCUGUGAAGACUACCACUUGUCAGUGUCCUGCUGGUCUGAUCGGAGAUGGUUAUUCAAAGUGUGAGCUGCCGGUAGAGGAAGGCUGCAAAUCCCACGAGGAGUGUCCUUCGCACCUGGCUUGUAUCAAUAGAGAGUGCCGUGAUCCGUGUGAUUGUGGCGUUAAUGCUGUUUGCCAAGUCAUUAAUCAUCGGCCAUUCUGUAGAUGUAGACCUGGCUAUGAAGGGAAUCCUAACAUUAGGUGUGAGGAAGCUGGCUGCAAAAGUGAUGCUGAGUGUCCUCUGGACCAGACAUGCCACCAGAAGCAAUGCAUCAACCCAUGCUACAUCAAGAACCCAUGCGCUGUGAAUGCCGAAUGUUAUCCACUCAAUCAUAAGGCUCAAUGUAGAUGUCCUCCUGGAUUUGAAGGGGAUCCAUUCACAAGAUGCAUCCCAGAAGGCUGUGACUCGGACAAUGAGUGCCCACUGGACAAAGCAUGCAUCUCAAGGCAGUGCGUCGAUCCCUGCCUCUAUCAGGAUCCCUGCGCUCCGAAUGCCGAAUGUUUCGUCGUCAACCAUCGCCCACAGUGCAGAUGUCCUCAAGGUUACAUUGGCAAUCCAAGACAAUAUUGCGAACUGCCUCCAAGGGAACCAGAACCAGAAUGCAGACAAGAUGCUGACUGUGGAAAGGGACUGGCAUGCAUAAAUGAGCGUUGCCAGAAUCCUUGCCGCUUAUUGAAUCCCUGCCAUCCUUCAGCCAUGUGUGAAGUGGUUGAUACGCUUCCUGUAAAAACCAUGGUGUGCAAGUGUCCUAUCGGCACCAGCGGGGACGGAUAUACACAAUGUGUGGCACCAGAAAGACAAGAAGGUUGCCGCAGCGAUGCUGACUGCCUCCAACAUCUCGCCUGCAUUAACCGUGAUUGUAGAGACCCCUGCAACUGCGGAGUGAAUGCCAUAUGUCAGGUCAUCAACCAUCGCCCAAUCUGUCGGUGCAAGACAGGUUAUGAAGGAAAUCCUAACAUUAGAUGCGAAGAGAUUGGAUGCAAGAGUGAUGCGGAGUGCCCCUCGGAUAAGGCCUGCUACCAGAAGCAGUGUCUCAAUCCCUGCUACAUCCAAAAUCCAUGUGCUGUGAAUGCAGAAUGCUACCCGCUCAAUCACAAGGCUCAAUGCAGAUGUCCCCCCGGCUUCGAAGGAGACCCAUUAAGACGAUGCAUCCCAGAAGGCUGUGACUCGGACAAUGAAUGCCCAUUAGACAAAGCAUGCAUUUCAAGGCAAUGCGUGAAUCCCUGCCUCUAUCAGAAUCCAUGUGCGCCUAAUGCCGAGUGCUUUGUCCUCAAUCACCGACCACAAUGCCGAUGUCCAACUGGGACUGUGGGCAACCCAAGGGAGUACUGCCAAGUUCCACCAAGAGAGCCAGAACCAGAAUGCAGGACAGAUGCUGAAUGCCCUAGAGAAUACCCAGUCGAGGAGGGCUGCAAAUCUGACAGUGAAUGUCCGCAGCACCUGGCCUGCAUCAAUAGAGAAUGCCGAGAUCCCUGCAACUGUGGUAUUAAUGCUGAAUGCCAGGUGGUUAACCACCGACCCAUCUGCCGCUGCCGAACAGGGUUUGAGGGGAACCCCAACAUUCGAUGCGAAGAAAUUGGCUGCAAGAGCGAUGCAGAGUGUCCCUUGGAUAAGACUUGCUACCAAAAGCAGUGCAUCAAUCCUUGCUACGUCCAGAAUCCAUGUGCACCAAAUGCAGAAUGCUAUCCUCUCAACCACAAGGCUCAGUGCCGAUGUCCUCCUGGAUUUGAAGGAGAUCCAUUUACAAGAUGCAUUCCAGAAGGCUGUGAUUCAGAUAACGAAUGCCCCCUGGACAAAGCAUGCAUCUCGAGGCAAUGUGUAAACCCUUGCCUCUACCAAAAUCCUUGCGCUAGCAACGCUGAGUGCUUCGUCCUCAACCAUCGACCACAGAAACUCAUCAGGAACAUUAUCCUUCCAGUGCCAGUGAGGGAAGAGGGCUGCAAGUCAGAUUCAGAGUGCCCGCAGCAUCUUGCCUGUAUCAAUCGGGAAUGUCGAGAUCCAUGUAACUGCGGAGUGAAUGCCGAUUGUGAAGUCAUUAAUCAUCGACCAAUCUGCAAGUGCAAGCGUGGAUACGAAGGAAAUCCAAACCUCAGAUGCGAAGAAAUUGGCUGCAAGAGUGAUGCAGAGUGUCCCCUGGACAAGACGUGCUACCAGAAACAAUGCAUCAAUCCUUGUCACAUUCAAAAUCCAUGUGCUCCAAAUGCAGAAUGCUAUCCUCUCAAUCAUAAGGCGCAAUGUAGAUGUCCUCCUGGGUUUGAAGGAGAUCCAUUCACCCGAUGCAUUCCUGAAGGGUGCGAUUCGGACAAUGAAUGUCCAUUAGACAAAGCUUGCAUCUCCAGACAAUGCGUGAAUCCCUGCCUUUAUCAGAAUCCUUGCGCUCCAAAUGCGGAAUGCUUCGUUCUUAAUCAUCGACCUCAGUGCCGCUGUCCGCAAGGACUUAUUGGCAAUCCAAGACAAUAUUGUGAAUUGCCUCCAAGAGAACCAGAACCAGAAUGCCGCAAAGAUGCAGACUGCCCAACAGGAUACGCUUGCAUUGAUGAAACCUGUCAGAAUCCCUGCAGAGUGCUGAAUCCUUGCCAUCCAACUGCUCUGUGCAGAGUAAUUGAAACACUCCCUGUGAAGACCAUUACCUGUGAAUGUCCCCCUGGUACUAUUGGAGACGGUUAUUCUCAAUGUCAACGGCCAGUUGUAGAGGAGGGAUGCAAAUCUGAUCAGGAAUGCCCCAACCAUUUGGCAUGCAUAAAUCGGGAAUGUCGAGAUCCAUGCAACUGUGGUGUCAACGCUGAAUGCCAGGUUAUCAACCAUCGACCUAUAUGUCGAUGCAAGACUGGGUAUGAGGGAAAUCCUAACAUCCGAUGUGAAGAAAUUGGAUGCAAGAGUGAUGCAGAGUGUCCCUUAGACAAGACCUGCUACAACAAGCAAUGCAUCAACCCUUGUUACAUCCACAAUCCUUGCGCUGUAAAUGCAGAAUGCUACCCACUCAAUCACAAGGCCGAAUGUAGAUGUCCUCCUGGGUAUGAAGGCGACCCAUUAAGACUAUGCAUCCCAGAGGGCUGUGACUCGGACAGCGAAUGCUCGUUGGAUAAGGCUUGCAUUUCAAGGCAGUGUGUCAACCCCUGCCUUUACCAGAAUCCCUGUGCUGCCAAUGCCGAAUGCUUUGUCCUCAAUCAUCGACCACAAUGCCGAUGUCCUCAAGGUUUCAUUGGGAACGCCAGGGAAUACUGUCAGCUGCCACCCAGAGAGCCAAGGCCAGAAUGUCGCACAGAUGCGGAAUGCCCCAGAGGCUUGGCCUGCAUCGAUGAAAGAUGUCAGAACCCAUGCGCUGUCCUUAAUCCUUGUCAUCCGUCAGCCCUUUGUAGGGUCUUGGAGACUCUGCCAGUGAAGACGCUUAUCUGUGAAUGCCCACCUGGUACCCUUGGUAAUGGAUACUCUCCAUGCGGAGUGACUAUGAAUGUCCUACUCAUCUGGCUUGCAUCAACCGGGAAUGCAGAGACCCGUGCAACUGUGGAGUCAAUGCAAUCUGCCAGGUCAUCAAUCACCGACCUAUAUGUCGCUGCAGGCAAGGCUACGAAGGGAAUCCCAAUAUUAGAUGUGAAGAAAUUGGUUGCAAGAGUGACGCAGAAUGUCCAUUGGACAAGACUUGCUACCAGAAGCAAUGCAUCAAUCCCUGUUACAUCCAAAAUCCAUGUGCUCCAAAUGCAGAAUGCUAUCCACUUAAUCACAAGGCUCAAUGUAGAUGUCCUCCUGGCUAUGAAGGAGACCCAUUCACAAGAUGCAUCCCAGAAGGCUCUGAAUGCUUUGUCCAAAACCAUCGACCACAAUGCCGAUGCCCACCUGGAACUGAAGGUAAUCCAAGGGAAUACUGUCAAGUUCCACCCAGAGAACCAGAACCUGAGUGUCGGACGGAUGCCGAAUGCCCAAGAGGGCUGGCCUGCAUUGAUGAAAGAUGUCAAAAUCCAUGUCAAGCAUUCAAUCCUUGCCAUCCAACAGCAGCUACCUGUGGAGGAUAAGGGCUGCAAAUCAGAUUUGGAAUGCCCUUCUCAUCUUGCUUGCAUCAAUCGAGAGUGUCGAGAUCCUUGCAACUGUGGCGUCAAUGCAAUCUGCGAAGUAGUUAAUCACCGACCGAUUUGCAAGUGUCGGACCGGAUAUACUGGCAAUCCAAACGUCAGAUGCGAAGAAAUUGGCUGCAAGAGUGAUGCAGAAUGUCCAUUGGACAAGACAUGCUACCAGAAGCAGUGCCUCAAUCCCUGUUACCUUCAAAAUCCAUGUGCCCCGAAUGCAGAAUGUUACCCACUCAAUCACAAGGCUCAAUGUAGAUGUCCUCCUGGCUAUGAAGGGGAUCCAUUCACAAGAUGCAUUCCAGAAGGCUGUGACUCAGAUAACGAAUGCCCACUGGACAAAGCAUGCAUUUCGAGGCAAUGCUUGAACCCCUGCCUGUAUCAGAAUCCCUGUGCAUCCACAGCUGAAUGCUUCGUCCAAAACCAUCGACCACAAUGCCGAUGCCCACCUGGAACUGAGGGUAAUCCAAGGGAAUACUGUCAGGUUCCACCUAGAGAACCAGAGCCUGAAUGUCGCACAGAUGCCGAGUGUCCCAGGGGAUUAGCCUGCAUCGAUGAAAGAUGUCAGAAUCCUUGCACAGUUUUCAAUCCUUGCCACCCAUCUGCCUACUGCAGAGUGAUUGAGACUCUUCCUGUGAAGACAAUGGUCUGUGAAUGCCCACCUGGAACAAUCGGCACUGGCUACACUCAGUGUGUACUUCCUGUGGUCGAUGAAGGUUGUAAGUCAGAUCAAGAGUGUCCAUCACAUCUUGCCUGUAUUAAUCGAAAGUGUCAGGAUCCGUGCAACUGUGGAGAGAAUGCUGACUGUCAGGUGAUCAAUCAUCGACCAAUAUGCAGGUGUAAGGUUGGAUAUGAAGGCAAUCCUAACAUCAGAUGUGAAGAAAUUGGCUGCAAGAGUGAUACGGAGUGCCCGCUAGACAAGACUUGCUACCAGAAACAAUGCAUAAACCCUUGCUAUAUCCAGAACCCGUGUGCCCCUAAUGCAGAAUGCUAUCCACUGAAUCAUAAGGCUCAAUGCAGAUGUCCUCCCGGAUUUGAAGGAGAUCCAUUCACAAGAUGCGUACCAGAGGGCUGUGACUCGGAUAAUGAAUGUCCAUUAGACAAAGCAUGCAUUUCGAGGCAAUGCGUGAAUCCCUGCCUCUACCAGAAUCCCUGUGCUCCAAAUGCAGAAUGCUUUGUCCUCAAUCACCGUCCUCAAUGCCGAUGCCCCUCUGGCCUCAUUGGGAAUCCCAGGGAAUAUUGUGAGGUACCACCACGGGAGCCAGAGCCUGAAUGUAGACAAGAUGCUGAUUGUUCAAGAGGUUUGGCCUGCAUUGACGAGAGAUGCCAGAAUCCCUGCACGGUCUUGAAUCCCUGCCAUCCAACAGCUCUCUGCAGAGUUUUAGAAACUCUGCCUGUCAAGACCAUGAUCUGUGAGUGUCCACCUGGGCAAAUCGGAGAUGGCUACUCUGCAUGUGUCGCACCAGUUGUAAAAGAGGGCUGCACUUCAGACGAGGAAUGUCCUACCCAUCUCGCCUGCAUCAAUCGUCAAUGUAGGGACCCUUGCAACUGUGGUGUCAAUGCUGUCUGUGAGGUGAUUAAUCACCGACCGAUAUGCAAAUGCAAGCCGGGAUAUGAGGGUAACCCACAAAUCAGAUGCGAAGAGAGUGGAUGCAAAUCAAAUGCAGAAUGCCCGUAUGACAAGACCUGUUACAAUCGCCAAUGCAUCGACCCCUGUCUCCUGGGCAAUCCGUGCGCUGCAAACGCCAUUUGCUUCGGAGUCAAUCAUCGAGCAGAAUGCAGAUGUCCUGCUGGUUUUGAAGGGGAUCCAUAUAAGAACUGUCUCCCUCUGGGCUGCGACUCUGAUAAUGAAUGUCCUUUGGACAAGGCCUGCGUUUCAAGGCAAUGUGUGAACCCCUGUCUCUAUCAGAAUCCCUGCGCUCCCAAUGCCGAGUGCUUUGUUCUCAAUCACCGACCUCAGUGUCGAUGUCCAGAAGGCUAUAUCGGCAAUCCAAGACAAUAUUGUCAACUACUACCUAGAGAGCCAGAGCCAGAAUGCAGACAAGAUGCCGAUUGUCCGAGAGGAUUGGCCUGCAUUAAUGAAAGAUGCCAGAAUCCAUGCUCGAUCCUGAACCCAUGUCACCCCUCAGCCCAUUGCCGAGUCAUCGAGACCCUUCCUGUUAAGACAAUUAUUUGCGAGUGCCCACCCGGUACCCUUGGCAAUGGGUAUUCACAGUGCUUGGUGCCUCCGAAGGAAAAAGGAUGUCGUUCAGAUGAUGAAUGCCCCUCACACUUGGCUUGCAUCAGUGGAGAAUGUCGAGACCCCUGCAACUGUGGCCAUAAUGCAGUCUGUGAUGUCGUCAACCACAGGCCCAUCUGCAAGUGUCUGCCUGGUUUUGAAGGAAACCCGAAAAUCGCUUGUCAUCCGAGUGGAUGCAGGAGUGAUGACGAGUGCCCCCUCGACAAGGCAUGCUUCAAUCGGCAAUGCAUCAACCCGUGUUACAUUCAGAACCCCUGUGUUCUCAACGCAGAAUGUUAUGUAUCCUAUCACAAAGCCUACUGCCGCUGUCCUCCUGGCUUCGAGGGAGACCCAUUCAAAAGAUGCAUCCCAGAAGGAUGUGACUCGGACAACGAAUGUCCAUUGGACAAAGCAUGCAUCUCGAGGCAAUGCGUGAACCCCUGCCUCUAUCAGAAUCCCUGCGCUUCUAACGCUGAAUGCUUCGUCCAAAACCAUCGACCACAGUGUCGAUGCCCUCCAGGUCUCAUUGGGAAUCCCAGAGAAUAUUGCGAAGUACCACCCAGAGAACCCGAGCCAGAGUGCAGACAGGAUGCAGACUGCCCAAGAGGAUUGGCCUGCAUCGACGAGAGGUGCCAGAAUCCUUGCACCGUGUUCAAGCCUUGCCACCCAUCCGCACAUUGCAGAGUCAUCGACACCCUACCCUUGAAGACGAUGAUCUGCGAAUGUCCACCUGGCACCUUAGGCGAUGGAUACUCCCAGUGUGCGACCCCAGUCGUGGACGAUGGUUGCACGUCCGACGCGGAAUGUCCAUCUCACUUGGCCUGCAUUUAUAGAGAAUGCCGGGAUCCGUGCAACUGCGGCGUGAAUGCCGAAUGCACGGUUGUGAACCAUCGACCCAUAUGCAGGUGCCGGUCAGGCUACGAAGGAAACCCAAACAUUGCCUGCCACGAAAUUGGUUGCAAGUCAGAUGCAGAAUGUCCACUGGACAAGGCAUGCUACAACAAGCAAUGCGUGAAUCCCUGCUACAUCGACAACCCUUGCGCAGUUACAGCCGAGUGCUAUCCACUGAACCACAAGGCUCAAUGCCGCUGUCCACCCGGCACGGAAGGGGAUCCCUUCACCCGUUGCAAGCCUCUGGGCUGCGACUCGGACAACGAAUGUCCUCUGGACAAAGCCUGCAUCAAUCGACAGUGCGUGAACCCCUGCAUCCACCAGAACCCCUGCGCCUCCAACGCCAUCUGCGACGUCUACAACCACCGACCCCAAUGCCACUGCCCCCAGGGGUACAUCGGCAACCCGAGAGAGCUCUGCCGCCUCCCGCCGGUCCAACCCAAGGCCGAAUGUCGAGUGGAUGCCGAAUGCCCGUCCGGGCUGGCCUGCAUCGAGGAAACAUGCCAGAACCCGUGUCGGGUGUUCCAUCCUUGCCAUGCGUUGGCGGUGUGUCGGGUCAUCGACACUCUUCCUGUGAGGACCAUGAUCUGCGAAUGUCCUCCACCUCUCAUUGGGGAUGGGUACUCUGAGUGCAAGCCAGUGGCUCCUCCAAAGCCAACUGGCUGCGUUAGAGAUGAGGACUGCGCCCCGGCUCUGGCAUGCUUUGCUCCAUACUGCCGGGACCCUUGUGAUUGCGGGCAGAACGCCAUCUGCACGGUGAUCAACCAUCGACCGAUCUGCCGCUGCCGAGAUGGAUUUGAAGGCAAUCCUCAGAUCGCCUGCUUUGAAGUCGGCUGUAAGAGCGAUGCCGACUGCCCCUUAGACAAAGCAUGCCAUAACGGCAACUGCGUGAACCCGUGCUACGUGAAGAACCCAUGCGCCCUGACUGCCGAAUGCUUCCCGCUGAACCACCGAGCCCAAUGCCGCUGCCCUCCGGGCACCGAGGGUGAUCCUUUCACCCGUUGCAAGCCUUUCGGCUGCGAUUCGGACGCCGAAUGUCCUCUGGACAAGGCGUGCAUCUCGCGUCAAUGCGUGAACCCUUGCCUUUAUCAGAAUCCAUGCGCUCCGAACGCCGAAUGCUUCGUGAACAACCACCGGCCUCAGUGCCGUUGCCCACCCGGUUACACCGGGAACCCACGAUCCUACUGCCACCUACCCCAACCGGAACGCCAGCCGGAGUGCCGCACGGACGCGGACUGUCCGAGCGGGCUGGCCUGCAUCAACGAGCGCUGCCAGAAUCCUUGCGUCGUCGCGGAUCCGUGCCAUCCGACGGCGCGGUGCCGCGUCAUCGACACCCUCCCCGUGAGGACCAUGAUAUGCGAGUGCCCCCCCGGGACCAUCGGGGAUGGGUACACUUCCUGCAAUCCCACCGAACCCCUGGAAACAGAAGGGUGCAAAUCGGAUGGGGAUUGCGAUGCACGCCUGGCGUGCGUCGGUGGGGAGUGCCGGGACCCGUGCAGCUGCGGUCUUGAUGCCUCGUGUUCCGUGACCGACCAUCGACCCCACUGCAGUUGCCCUCGAGGCUUUCGAGGAAAUCCUCACAUCUCCUGCCUUCCAGUUGGGUGCAGCGGAAACUCGGAAUGCCAGGCGGACCAGGCGUGUCUGAACGGCACGUGUCUCGACCCCUGCGACACCCAGAAUCCCUGCCCUUCGACGGCCGAAUGCCACACGUCGAACCACGAACCGCUCUGCCGCUGCCCCGCCGGCUACGUCGGAAACCCGGCCGUGCGAUGCCGUCCGACCGGCUGCACCUCCGACUCCGAAUGCCCCUCCGACUCGGCCUGCAUCCUCGACCGGUGCGUCGACCCCUGCCUCCAUCGCAGCCCGUGCGGCCCCGGUGCCGAAUGCACGACGGAAGCGCAUCGACCGCAGUGUCGUUGUCCUCCGGGGCACGUCGGCAACCCUCUCGUCGACUGUCGAGUGCCGGAGGUGGAACCGGCUUGCGAGAGCGACGAGGACUGCCCCAGAGGGACCUUGUGCGUCGACGGCAGUUGCCAGAAUCCGUGUCUGACGGCGAAUCCCUGCCACUCCUCGGCUCGAUGCGACGUCGUCGACGCGCGACCCGUCCGGGUCGUCACCUGCGAAUGUCCUCCGGGAAAGAUGGGCGAUGGAGUCGUCGGGUGCGAGGAACCAGAUGUUCCAGGAGGAUGUAACGCCGAUAAAGAUUGCCCGUCCCAUCAUUCCUGUAUCGGCCAUCGAUGCCGCAACCCGUGCAACUGCGGCCUGAAUGCCAUCUGCACGACGAUCCGGCACAAACCGGUGUGCCGAUGCCCGGCCGGCUACGACGGAGACCCGAGCAUCGCGUGCAAGCAAGCCGGCUGCCGAGAGGACGGGGAUUGCCCCCCGGACGCGGCGUGCUCGGACGGGCGGUGCGUGGAUCCGUGCCUCGUUCGGAAUCCGUGCGCGUUCGAUGCGGUCUGCUCGGCUCGGAAUCACACGGCCGUGUGUCGAUGCCCCGAGGGAUCGGAGGGGAAUCCGUUGGAGAGAUGUCGACCGAGCGGGUGCGACUCGGACGACGACGGUUGCCCGGCCGACACGGCGUGCAUUUCCGGGAAAUGCGUGGAUCCGUGCACGCACGAGAACCCGUGCGCCUCCACGGCGGAAUGCGUGGUCGUGGAACACGAGGCGCAAUGUCGCUGUCCGGACGGAGACGUCGGGGACCCGUCGGUCCACUGUCGGCCGGGUCCCCCGCCGCCGUCGAGGCCGGACUGCGGGACGGACGCCGACUGCCCGUCGAAACUCUCCUGCGUCGACGGGAGUUGUCGGGAUCCGUGCGGCGCGUUGGACCCGUGCGACGCGUCUGCCGUGUGCACCGUGAAGGACACGCUGCCGGUGAGGACGGUGUCGUGCGAGUGCCCCGAAGGCACGUACGGGGACGGGAGCAUCCGCUGCACUCCGGUGUCUCCGAGCGUAGAAGAAGACUGCAAGCGAAACGAAGACUGCCAACUGACUCGAGCUUGCGUGAACGGUGCGUGCGUGGACCCUUGCAACUGCGGCGAGAACGCGACGUGCACGGUGGUCGCCCACAAGGCGGUGUGCAGUUGUCGGCCGGGGAGCACGGGGAAUCCCGACAUCGCUUGCCGGAAUGUGGAAUGCGAGGAGGAUGAAGACUGCACGCCGCAGGAAGUUUGCGCGAACGGGACGUGCCUCGACCCGUGCGCGUUGAGACCGUGCGGACUGAACGCCCAGUGCGUGACGGUGGAGCGGGAAGGCGAGUGCCGCUGCCCGCCGGAUCACGUGGGAAAUCCGAACAUCAGCUGCGUUCACAUCGGGUGUCGGACGGAUCGGGAAUGCCCGCCGGAACGGGUGUGCGUGUCCGGCAGGUGCGUGGAUCCGUGUCUGCACCGGAAUCCGUGCGCCGUGGACGCGGAGUGCGUCGCGGUCGACCGCGAGGCACGGUGUCGGUGUCCGCCGGGGCACGAAGGGGACCCUCUGGUCGCGUGUCGGCCGAUCGAGACCGACUGCCGCGUCGACGCCGACUGUCCCCGAGGGCAGGGUUGUACGAACGGGACCUGCCGGGAUCCGUGCAAAGUCCUCGAGCCGUGUCACCCGGCGGCCGAGUGCGCGGUCGUGGACACCCAACCGACCAGGACCCUCGUCUGUCAGUGUCCGAAGGGAACCGUCGGCGAUGGAUAUCACGUCUGUCGGCCCGUGUCGCCGCUCGACGGCUGUGGGGGUCAUUCCGAGUGUUCGGACGACAAGGCCUGCGUGGAUGGCAGGUGCGUCGAUCCGUGCAACUGCGGUGCGAACGCGGACUGCACCGUGAGAGAUCAUCGGCCCGUGUGCACGUGCAAGACGGGGUAUCAGGGUCGGCCUCACAUUUCGUGCACCAAAGUGGGAUGCGGGACGGAUGCCGAGUGUCCCUCGGAUGAGACUUGCCACCGGAGUCGGUGCACGAACCCCUGCUCCGUCGGUGCGCCGUGCGCCGCGAACGCGGAGUGCCACGCGGUCGACCACGAGGCGCAGUGCAGAUGCCCUCCGGGGACGGAAGGGGAUCCGCUCGCGAGGUGCGUGCCCCAAGGGUGCGACUCGGACGACGAAUGCCCGUCGGACGAGGCGUGCGUCUCGGGUCGAUGCGUGGAUCCGUGCCUGUACGAGAAUCCGUGCGCUCGAGAUGCGGAGUGCGUGACGUCGGACCACGCGGCCCGGUGCCGCUGUCCCCCGGGACGAACGGGGAAUCCCCUCGUCGCCUGCCUGCCCGAAGACCCGGAGAGACCGAGAUGCACCGAGGACGAGGACUGUCCCGGCAAGCACGCGUGCAGGAACGGGACGUGCGUGGAUCCCUGCUCGGAGAGUCCGUGCGCGGACACGGCCUCGUGCGAGGUGCUGGACAGCCGCCCCGUCCACACCGUCGUCUGCUCGUGUCCUCCGGGCACGGAGGGCAACGGGUUGGACGGAUGUCAUCCAGUCGCUCCGCUGGUGGAGGGAUGUCAGAGCGACGACGCUUGUCCGCCCGAGUUGGCUUGCAUCAACGGCCAGUGUCGGGAUCCCUGCAACUGCGGAGUCAAUGCCUUCUGCACCGUCAUCAAUCAUAGACCCAUCUGCAAGUGUAACGAUGGGUAUCAGGGGAAUCCGCACAUCGCCUGCUUCAGAGUGGGCUGCCAGACGGACGGCGACUGUCCGCUGGACAAGACCUGUCACAGAGAACGAUGCGUGAACCCCUGCUACGUCCGAAAUCCCUGCGCCUACAACGCGGAAUGCUUCCCGUUGAACCAUAACGCGAACUGCCGGUGCCCGCCCGGUCACGUCGGCGACCCGCGUCGCCGGUGCGAACUGCCGGGCUGUCGCAGCGACGACCAAUGCCCGAACGACAAGACUUGCUACGACCGCGAAUGCGUGAACCCGUGCACCCUGAACGACCCUUGCGCUCCGACCGCCGAAUGCGUUCCCCUCGACCACCGCGCCCAGUGUCGGUGUCCGCCCGGUCUAUCUGGCGACCCGCACGUUGAGUGUCGGUCGGCCCCUCCCCCCGAAUGUCGAACCGACCCCGACUGCCCCAGUGGGCUCGCGUGCAUCUCCGAACGAUGCGUCGACCCCUGCCCCAUUCUCAGACCCUGCCCUCAAGGCGCCCGCUGUCGCGUCCUGGACACGGUGCCGGUGCGAACCAUCGUCUGCGUCUGCCCUGACGGGCACAUCGUCGACGCAAACUCCGAAUGCAGGCCGACCUCCGAGUGUGCGUGCCGCAACGAUUCCGACUGCCCCUCCGGGCAGCUCUGCCGGGACUGUCGAUGCAGCCCGGAGGGCAGGGAAGGCGAACAAGUCCCCCCCGUGGUCGGGGGAUGCACGAGCGACGACGAGUGCCCUCCGACGGAAGCCUGCAUCAACGGCGUGUGCGCGUCGCCCUGCAACUGCGGACCCAACGCCGACUGUCGCGUCGUGAAUCACAGGGCCAUCUGCCAGUGCCGGCCCGGAUUCGCCGGCGACGCGAGCGUCGGCUGCUAUCCACUGGAAUGCCAGAGAGACGAGGACUGCCCGCAGACGAAGACCUGCCACAACAACAACUGCAUCAAUCCGUGCUUCCUCAACGAUCCCUGCGCCGUGACGGCCGAAUGCGUGCCGCAGAACCAUCGCGCCACCUGCCGGUGCCCGCCCGGCACCACUGGUGACCCCCUGCAGCACUGCGCCAUCAUCGGCUGCCGCUCGAACCGGGACUGCCCAGACGACAAGGCCUGCAUCAACCGAGAAUGCGUGAAUCCAUGCUUCUACGCGAAUCCGUGCGCCCCCGAAGCCGAAUGCCGCGUCGCCAACCACGCCGCGUCCUGCGUCUGCCCGCCUGGUACGACCGGCGACCCGAAGGUCCGAUGCGUGCCCGACGAACCGGCCACGGGACGAGAACCACCCGAAUGCGUCACGGACGGAGACUGCGGAUCCGGACUCGCUUGCAUCGACGGCACGUGUCAGAAUCCUUGCCUGGUCACGGCACCGUGCCACUCCUCGGCCAAGUGUCGAGUCCUCGACACCCUUCCCCUCCGCACCAUGAUCUGCGAGUGUCCCGACGGAUGGGUCCCGAUGGACGACGGGCGAUGUCGGCCUCUGGAGGUACCGACGCCGCCCGGCUGCGUGAGGGACGACGAAUGCCCCCCGCUGGAGGCGUGCAUCAACCGGCAGUGCAGGAACCCCUGCGCGUGCGGUCCCAAUGCGGACUGCAUCAUCGUCGAUCAUAGGGCCGUGUGUCGGUGCAAACCGGGAUACGAAGGGCAUCCUUACACCGGAUGUCGAGAAGUUGGUUGCCGAUCCGACGACGACUGCGCCGACGACCGCGCGUGCCACAACCGAAACUGCAUCAACCCCUGCCUCGUGAACGACCCGUGCGCCCAGCACGCGGAAUGUUACGCCCAGAACCACCGCGCCCAGUGCAGAUGCCUGCCCGGUUACGAGGGAGACGGACGCGUCUCCUGCAACAUCGUCGGGUGUCGGUCGAACGACGACUGCCCCGUGACCCUGGCCUGCAUCAACCGGCAGUGCCUGGACCCCUGCGUCUAUAGGAACCCGUGCGCCAACGGAGCGGAGUGCCGGGUGUCGAACCACGAAGCGGUGUGCCGGUGCCCGCCGGGUUACACCGGAGACCCGUACUCGCGAUGCGUGCCCGAGCCCUCGCCGGAGUGUCGCAUCGACCCGGACUGUCCCCCGCAGAUGGCAUGCUUCGACGGGGUCUGCAGGAAUCCGUGCGUGGAGAGCGAGCCGUGCGAUCGGAGCGCGACGUGCAGGGUCCUGGACACGUCGCCGCUGAGGACCAUGAUCUGCGUCUGUCCCGACGGGCACAUCACGGACGUCGGGGGACGUUGCGAGCCGAUUCCGGCCGUGACGGACCUGUGCCUUUCGGACGAGCAAUGCGCCUCGGACGAGGCGUGCAUCGACAACCGCUGCAGGAAUCCGUGCGACUGCGGGCCCAACGCGCAGUGCCGCGUCAUCGAUCACAAGCCGGUCUGCUCGUGCCUGGAUGGGUAUGCGGGCGAGCCGGAGCUUGGAUGCUUUGCAGUGGGUUGCCGAAGUAACACGGACUGUCCCGAACACCUGGCCUGCCGAAACAACCUGUGCACCGACGUGUGCGCCAUCGCAGACCCCUGUCUCGACGGCGUGGACUGCAAGAUCGUCGGUCGCCAGCCCGUCUGCAUCUGUCCGCCCGGAACAUCCGGUGACCCGCGGUUCGGUUGCUCCCCGAUCGGGUGCCAGUCGAACGACAGCUGCCCCACCGAUCAGGCGUGCGUGAACGGACGAUGCGUGAACCCGUGCGAUUUCCAGGACCCGUGCGCUCCGGAUGCGGAGUGCGAGGUCGUCAACCACGAAAUCUCUUGUCAGUGCCCGCCGGGAUACGAGGGCGAUCCGGUCGUCGGUUGCACUCGAGUGGCGAAAGGCUGCGAGUCCGACGAAGAUUGCCCCUCGAAACACUCCUGCAUCCGCGGCGAGUGCGUGAACCCCUGCACCCUCGAGCCCUGCGGGGUGAACGCGAAAUGCGACGUCGUCGACACCGUGCCCGUCCGCACCAUCACCUGCGUCUGUCCCCCGGGAUUCUUCGGGGACGCGGCCGUCGAGUGCAAGCCAGUGCCGGAGUGCCCGACGGAGCGAGGCUUCGUGCUUCGGAACGGCGAGUGCGUCUGCCCCCCGGAGCUGGGGAAGGGCGUGGACGCGAACGGCGACUGCAUCACCUGCCCGAUCCAGCAGGGAUACAAGAUCGACGAGCAGGGUCGGUGCGUGUGCGCGGUGGAACGGGGGAUGAUCGUGGACGAGAGGGGGCGGUGCGUCUGCCCGGCGCCGCUCUACGAGCUGGUCGACGGGAAGUGCAGCAAGUUGCCCCCGAUCCCGGUGGAACCGGAGUGUGUCGCCGACUACCAGUGCGAGGAUAACGAACGCUGCAUCAACCAGAAGUGCGUGGACGCUUGCGAGGUGAAGGCCUGCGCUCCCAACGCCUAUUGUAUCGCCCAGAACCAUCGGGCCGACUGCCGCUGUAUCACCGGAUACGUCGGAGACGGAGAGAAAGAGUGCAGACUGCCGCUGACGACCCCACCGUCGGGAUUCCGGACGGACUUCCCCCAGCCGGAGAUGGUGGUGAACUGCCUGUCGGACGGCGUGCAGGUGGACAUCCGCCUGGGAGACACGGUGGGGGCGACGGGGCGCGGCUGGGACGGCGUGCUCUACGUCAAGGGGUACAGCGACCGGGAGGAAUGCCGGAGGGUCAUCGCAUCCCGGGACCAGAUCCAGACCAUCGACUUCAAGAUCGACUUCAAUUCGUGCGGACUCAUUCAUGCGCAGGGCGAAGCGAGCUUCAUCCUGGUGAUCCAGAAACACCCGAAGUUGGUCACCUACAAGGCCCAAGCGUACCACGUGAAAUGUCUAUACCAGACGGGACCCAAGACGGUGACGCUGGGUUUCAACGUGAGCAUGAUCACGACCGCGGGAACGAUCGCGAACACGGGCCCGCCGCCAACCUGCAUCAUGCGGAUCCUCACGAACGAUGGAGGCAACAUCACCUCCGCCGUCAUUGGGGACCAGCUCAAGCUCAUUGUUGAGGUCCAACCGCUCACCGUAUACGGUGGUUUCGUGAGGAACUGCAUGGCCAAGACGAUGGAAGACGACGAGGAGAGCAUCUACCUGGUGACCGACGAGAACGGCUGCGCCACGGACCCGGGAGUGUUCGGGGACUGGACGUUCAGCCCGACUCUCGGCGCCUUGGUCGCGGACUUCGACGCCUUCAAGUUCCCCUCGUCCAACAGCAUCCGGUUCCAGUGCAACGUCCGGGUGUGCUUCGGGCGGUGCCAGCCGGUCAACUGCGGGGGGAGGGACGUGAUGGGGAGGAGGAAGCGGCAGAUCCAUUUCACCGACAUACACGACGAGGAUCCGGACAUCUUCCAGAGUCAGCACACGGGACAGUUCCGAGAGGAGAUCAUGGUGGAGAGCAAUGCCAUUCUCACCUUCGAGAAGAAGGAGCGAUUCAUCGACCCGACAGAUUCACCGGACGUACGGGUCGAAGAGGUGUGCGUGUCGAUGGUGGGAUUCAUCAUCGCCCUGAUCAUCACGGCACUGUUGGCCCUCGUGGCAGUGGCCGUCGCCGUGUCGUGCUGGCUCAUGGCCUACCGGCGUCGCCCCAAGAUCCCGGGCCCGUUGCCGCAUCCGCCGGACUUCCCGAAUCCGCUCUUCACCACGCCGGAGCCACUCGCCGAGCCGUCGCCCGACUACCUCUCGUGAUAAUCUGGACUACUUCCUACUCGCCGAAGACUGUGAUCCCAAUUCAUUCAUUGUUUUUUUUUUGGUCUUGUAUUUUUGUUGUUUUGAGCCGUGUUUUAUGGGUGGAAUCCCGGAAGCAGGGAAGCGCCUGCAACGAAGGAAGAGAAAUGUAAAACGUGAUAUCCUGAGACCGUCCCGUCCGCGUUGCGUCUCCGAACGCGACGUCUUGUACCCGUGAACCCUCCUGGGCUUUGUCCGUCUAGCGUGCGUGGGGCGAUAUCGAACGAAUGCGAGCUUCUCGAUCCCGUGUCGUCCGCUCUCCUUUCUCCUAACUUUUUAUUUAUUCAUUUUUUCCCGCAUUCCCCUUUUUUAGUCACUUUGGAAGACGUAACCACAAAAAAAAACGGAAAAGCUGCAGGCCAGUCCAGGCACGAUCACACGAGAUCCCGAUAAUCCAUGGGUGCUAUAAUGCUUAAUUUUUUGUUCUUUGUUUGUUCCCUGUUUUAACUCAUCGAGCGAGUGAAACGAAUGUCGCCCAGUGAGGAGAAAAAAAAAAAAACGAAACCCCUCGGAGGCUUUAGGAGUUCGGCCCUCUGCGCUCAACGCGAACUCCGCGUCCUCCCGCUAGAUCCGAUUUGUAUCAUACCUUUCCGCCUACUCACUCUCUCACUCUCUCAUCUAGUUGUUCUACAUCGUACAUGUGAUCAACAGCCAAUGACCAGGCAGCUAUCGAGUGAAUCCAGUGAUGGAAUGUGUGAGUCUCUUUUUUUUUCUUCUUCUUUCCACUCUCUGGCCACGAUCGUCUGUACAGCUUUGAACCUCGAUGCUGUAAAAUCUCGGGGGAGAAAAAAAAAAACUGCCAGUCUAAGUUAUUUAUCGUGGUGGAAAAUGUGAUGUAAAGCGGUGGCAUUGCCUCUCUUCCCCUGUCCUCGUUCUAGGAAAUUUUGCUCAUUGUGGGAUCAGAUGAAUCUCAUGUUUGCAAAGCCAGAACACUGCCACUUUUUUGCUUUUUUUUUUUCAUCGGCUCACACUGGUUUCCCUCUUAACUUCUCGCGUCUCAUCCGUCUCGUGUGGGACUGAGUGUAUGCAUGCAGCAAUGAAUUUGUAAUCUGUGACUUGGAAAUAAAAAGACC
Messenger RNA from Darwinula stevensoni, 36908 nucleotides. The record is from the annotation of a GenBank genome assembly. Lineage: Eukaryota; Metazoa; Arthropoda; Ostracoda; Podocopida; Darwinulidae.